This is a messenger RNA of Vespa crabro (European hornet), 2285 nucleotides long. It is a transcript of the gene exex, whose product is annotated as motor neuron and pancreas homeobox protein 1. Gene Ontology annotation, biological process: regulation of DNA-templated transcription; spinal cord motor neuron cell fate specification; central nervous system development. Lineage: Eukaryota; Metazoa; Arthropoda; Insecta; Hymenoptera; Vespidae. The transcript is spliced from 3 exons. The record is from RefSeq and is a predicted model, not a curated record. Gene Ontology annotation, molecular function: DNA-binding transcription factor activity, RNA polymerase II-specific; sequence-specific double-stranded DNA binding. Gene Ontology annotation, cellular component: nucleus. Bases 550 to 2235 code for a protein of 561 amino acids.
GAGGCGUGGCAGGAGAGUGAGCAAGAGAACGAGUAGAGUGAGCGAGCGAGCGAGAGAGAGAGAGUGAGAGAUAGGGGGGGGAGUGUAGAAAAGUAGGGGAAGGCUUUUUCGGCGGACACGCGGUCAGCCACGAUGUCACUUUGCAACGCGACGCCAAGCUAAUAGCUUCUGUUCCUUCCACCUUUCGUUUCGAGUAGGAAGGAUUUAUCCUCCGUUGUGUUUUCGGGUCAUGGUACGAGUCGUGAGAUGGAAGGACUUUGGUAGACGAUCGAAUCAGUGUAUCUUCGUCUAAACAGAUUUUUCACCUUGGCUCUAUUUGUUUUCUCAAUUUUUCUUUUCUUUUUUUUUCUCUCUUGGCUUUCCCUCUUCCUUUUCCUUUCUCUCUUUUCUUUUCGUCGAAUUAAUUAAUAUAAAUAAACUAUCAGUGUGCGGAUUAGAAUUAUAUAGAGAUAAAUUUAGAGAGGGAUUAAAAGAGAGAGAGAGAGAGAGAGAGAGAGAGAGAGAGAGAGAGAGAGGGAGAAUGCGUUAAAAUUUGAUCAAGUAAAGAAUAUGGCAGCGAUGCAUUACAACGCUCAAGUCGUGUCUGAGGAUUUGCAUCAACAUCCUAGACAUCUUUACGGGAUACAACAGAGACUUCAAGAUACAGGAGAUCCAUCUUCUCCGAGAUCGGAAGAGGCGAGAUCACCGAUCGAAUCUAGAGUAAGAUCGCCCGAGGAGAUUCGUUUCGUUAAUACGAGAUCACCGGAUAUAGAGGAUAGAACCCAUACCGUUAGAUAUCAAGAGGAAAUAUGUGGGAAACGAUACUCCAAGGAACAUUCCAGUCAGAAUUUCUUUCAGGGAGAAGAGAGUAAUAACGUUACGCCGAGAAAGUGUUUCGGGGAUAACGAUAUGGUUAAUGUCGUUAAUGUUAACAAUCGUUGUAGAGAGUCGGGUACGUCGCCCGGUAGGACUACGUCGCCUCAAGGAUAUACAUUGAACUCACCGGGACAACAAAAUAAUUCUGGUAAAACGUCAUUUUGCAUCGACGCAUUGCUAGGCCGUGCCACGGGAAAACAUAACAACGAUAACGACGAUCAGGACCGACAGAAAUUCUUUACGAGGGUUCAUAACGUUCAGGAUUCAUUGAAUUUGAUAAAUAAUGUUCAAUCGCAGGAACGCCAGUCGCCAUGUUCGUUAAGACGUAACGAGGAUCAAAGAACUGGAUCUCUUGGUAAUCCUUUACAUCCGUUCGUUCAACAUCCGAGAUCUAUAACACCGACGGCUAUCGUCGAUUCUCACGAGGGCCAAACUACGCGGGACAAUUUUCUAACCGGUAUACACGGUGAUACGAAUGUACAGAUACCACGUGGCACGACGAUCGGUACUGUAUAUAGAAAUGAUCGUUUGGUGGAAAAUGUCGAGGAUGACGUAUCGGUAGACGUCGAUCCUAACAGGACAACGGGCAGUACAAGUCCUGGUAGCAAUGGUAGCCGUAGCCCGGCAUCAAGUCCACCGAUAUCACCUGGUUCCGAGGAAAUUACGAGUAACGGUGUCAUUGGACAUCAAGGUCUACCAACCGGACCAUAUGCCGUCGGUACAGGUACAGUGGUCAGACAGAAUCAAGGACUCUUGUUACAUCCUGGAGGACCUCUCAUUCAUCCCGGGGGAUUGUACUAUCAUCCGGCCGGUGGUAGCGCUUUUCACUCGAUACACAAGGAGGGUCAACCGGUGGGACAUCCUCAAUCGGCCGGCCCACAUCCUCAACAACAUCACAUUCAUCAACUUCAACUCGAGUGGUUAGCCAGAACUGGAAUGUUGUAUCCCAGAUUACCCGCUGACUUAGCCGGUUGUGCGGCUCAACACGCGUUACUUGGUAAAACGAGAAGACCUAGGACAGCAUUCACGUCCCAACAACUUCUCGAAUUGGAAAAGCAAUUUCGUCAGAACAAGUAUCUGAGCAGACCGAAGAGGUUCGAAGUAGCGACGUCGUUGAUGCUGACCGAAACUCAGGUGAAGAUCUGGUUCCAAAAUCGACGAAUGAAAUGGAAGAGAAGUAAGAAAGCACAACAGGAGGCACGUGCUAGCGGGAAACUAGAGGAUGCCGGUAAUGCGAAGAAUUCCGAGAGAGAUAAUACCGGAAGUGACGUAUCGGUAACAGCACCGUGCACACCGGAAGAACCCAGGGGAACUUUGCAAGAAACUCAAAGAAAUUCGACCGAACUUCAGGAACCUCUUUAUCGGCCUUACGUCGUUUAAAUAUCUUUUUCGAUUUGGAUAAAAAAAAAAGAAAAAAGAAAAAAAGAAAA